Messenger RNA from Alosa sapidissima (American shad), 1761 nucleotides. RefSeq lists its product as uncharacterized. The transcript has 10 exons. The coding region runs from base 455 to 1633 and encodes 392 amino acids. Lineage: Eukaryota; Metazoa; Chordata; Actinopteri; Clupeiformes; Clupeidae. The record is from RefSeq and is a predicted model, not a curated record.
UAUGGAGUGGGAUAGCUGUCAAAAUAUUCGUGUCCAUAGAUUUGAUACACGUGCGUAUUUGUCUGUAGUUGUGCAUAAAAUAAAUAUUUGUGAAUUCUCGAAUGAGUCCAGUCGUGCAUAAAACAUAUUGUGUGUAUUUUAUCCAUCAGAAUACGGAUGGAAAAAAAAUACGAAUUCAAAAUUACAAGUACGAAAUCAAUCUUUACAGUUAGGCUUUCUUUGGUACGAGUACGACUUCGCACAAGUGACUCAAACUGUCAAAAUACGUCAUCACCGCAUUCACAGGCAUUACUUGUUGAGAAAAGAAACAUAGAUCGAGAUCAAGACUGCGCAUGCGCUGAGGAUAACCGGGCUGGGCCAGAGCAAUAUAAAAGCUGGGCCUGUCUUUUGCGCCAAAAGCUAGAGGGUCUGUGGAAGAGGCAAGAUCGGUGACGGCCUAGGUGUAUGUUGAACCAUGGCGGACCAAGGAAACCAGUUAAACAACAUUAUGACCACGGCACAAAACCUGCUCACAUUACUGAGUAGAGUCAGGCAAGGUGAGGGCCAGAGCCAGCCACCUGUACAGGGCCAGAGCCAGCCACCUGUACAGGGCCAGAGCCAGCCACCUGUACAGGGCCAGAGCCAGCCACCUGUACAGGGCCAGAGCCAGCCACCUGUACAGGGCCAGAGACAGCCACCUGUACAGGGCCAGAGACAGGCUGUUCCCCGCCCUUCUGUGCAGCAGGAAAUGGCCAGGUCUUUUCCUGGGCUCUUUAGGAAGGAGGUGAGGGGGAAAAAAAGAUUCACCCCCUAUGCUCGCCCACAGAAGAGCUUCACUGUGAAGUUUUUCCUAAUGGAUGAGCAGCACUGCAAGACUCCUACGGGGGAGGAGGAGCUCCAGCUCAUGUUGGCCGGGCUGGGCAAGCGAUCUCUCGCAUUGACAGAAAGCACUACCCACACAGAGUUGACAGACUUACUGCUUGAAGCCUACCCAAAGCUAGGCACUAUAUCUGGGGGCUGGAUGUUGCACAAAUCCACAGGUGGAGGUGGGCAGCGGAAGUUGGUUGUAAUACCUCCUGACUCUGAGGGAUACACUGGUCAGCAAAUUAAAUCAGUCACUGGGAAUGGAAAGUACACACUGUUUAUAGCUCCCUUACAGGAGCAGAUAGACAGGACACCGCUACCUCCUGAUGCAAGAGAGUUUCACAAUAUGCCAAAGUCCCCAUGUGCAAACUGCGGGGUUAUGAUUCCCUUACAAGCUCUGCCGAGCCACAUUGAAAGCUGCAAAGACAGCAUUGAUCUGUGCAGUUCUUCAGAGGAAAGUUACGAGCAUGACCUUAGUCCAGAAAAGACUGCAGAAUGUCCUGUUUGUCGGAAAGACUUCAACAUUAAUGUCAUUGAGGCCCAUGCCUCAGGUUGUGGAUUAAGAAGUGCAGCCCACGAAGGGAACAGGAAGACCUCAGCCCUCAGCCUUAAUUCCUUUCAAAGUUUGGAGGAGAUUUUGGAGUGGGUGACUCUUCAGGUGGAUGAUGGCGGUACCUUUUCUAUAGUAGUAUCGAGAGAUGACCUUUACACGCGCGCGAUGAUGCAGUGGCAGAGGCAAAAAAGAUCCUCUCCAAAACAUCGUCUCCUUUUUUGGAGAAGAUGGCAUUGAUACGGGCGCCCUCAGCAAGGAAUUUCACAGAGAUGAUUGCUGAAAUUGAAAACAAGCUUUUUGUUGGCGGAGCUGACAAGAAGGGUAAAAAUCCUCUCUACUGCCUUAGUAGCCUUGACCAGAACCAC